AUGGAGUGUGGUUUAGAUCUGCAUGCAAAGAUGGUGAAAGAAAGAGAAGAAGAUGGUUUUGGAAGUUUAGGAGAAAAAGAAAAAUUAGUAGCGGUUUCUGAGAGAGAGAUUUGGAUUAAUGAUGCUACAAAUCAUCAAGAUGAUGAUGAUGAUGAUCUUUUAGCAUCAUGUUCAUCAACAUCAUCAUCCUCAUCAUGUUCAACUCCAUUGAAAACCAUUGCAUGUACUACUUCAACUACUACAACUACAACUGCAACAUCUUCUUCCUCUUCUGCGUCUUCUUCCUCUGCAGCUUCUUGGGCUGUUUUGAAAUCAGAAGUUGAAGAAGAUCAUCAUCAUGAUAAUAGUAAUAAUCAAGGUUUUUUGAACAUGCAUGGUCCAUUAGAUCAUCAUCAUCAUGGUCAACAUGCAACUGUAGAGAUUCCUCAACAAGAACAACAACAAGAUCUUGGUGUUGGUGGUGAUUGCAUGGAGGAUGUUAUGAUGGAUACUUUUGGCUACAUGGAGCUUUUAGAAACCAAUGAGUUUUUUGACCCUGCUUCGAUUUUUCAAACCGAAGAAGAAAACCCUUUAGUUGAUGAUUUCACACACGAACAAGUUCUAGUACAACAACAACAGCAUCAACAAGUUCCUAUAGUGGUGCAUGAUGAUGGUGAAACAAAACUAGACCUCAAUUUUGAUGGUGUUAAUGAUGGUGUUCAUGAUGAGAUGAGUAAUGUUUUCUUGGAAUGGCUGAAAUCGAACAAAGAUAGUGUAUCGGCGAAUGAUUUGAGGAAUGUGAAGCUUAAGAAAUCGACAAUUGAAAGUGCUGCUAGAAGAUUAGGUGGUGGAAAAGAAGGGAUGAAACAAUUGUUGAAGCUUAUUCUUGAAUGGGUUCAAACUAGUCAUCUUCAAAGCAAAAGGCUCAAAGAAAACAACAAUAACUCAACAACCUCAAUUCUUGUUCCUCAACAUACACCGCCGCAGUUUCAAGAUCUAUGUCCGAACCCAAACUCAACAAACACAUCUUUUAACCAAACUUCAUGGAUAGAUCAAACACAAACGCAAACACAAACACCUCUUGUUGUUCCUCCACAACAAUUUUUGCAACCGAUGGUUGGUGUUGGAUAUGUUGGUGAUGUUCAUUAUACAAAUGGUUCCGUUUCGAAUAACGUUAACCAUAAUGUUAACCUUUACCAACAUGGUUCUGGUAAUGAGUAUCAUCAAUUCAAUGUUGUUCCAAAUUACAAUCAACCGUCAUUUGUGGAUAGCAACAACAAUGUUCUACAACCUCAUGGUUUGAGUUUUGGAGGAUAUGGAAAUCAAUAUGGUUCGUAUCAGUUUUUUCAUGGUGGUGGUGGUGAUAGGUUAAUGAGGUUAGGUCCUUCUGCUACAAAAGAAGCUAGAAAGAAGAGAAUGGCGAGACAACGAAGGUUUGUUCCUCAUCAUAGGAAUCAUCAGAAUCAUCAUCUUCAGAACCAAGGUUCUGAUUCGGGUGCAAGAUUGGGUGGUGGUGGUGGUCAUAAUUGCACCAAUGGCGCAGGUGUUGGUUCUCAUGCGAAUCAAGGUAACUGGAUGUAUUGGCAGAGUAUGGCUGGUGGGAAAGCGACUGCUGUUCCGGCUGAGCCUGUGCAGCCGCCAGUGGAACGCGACCGCACCAACAAUCAGACACAGAAUUCUCAUCAGGGUCGAAAUGCAUUGGAUAAGAAACAGGGUUGGAAGCCGGAGAAGAACUUGAAGUUCCUUCUACAAAAGGUGUUGAAGCAAAGUGACGUUGGAAGUUUGGGGAGAAUUGUUUUGCCAAAAAAAGAAGCCGAAACUCAUUUGCCUGAACUCGAGGCAAGAGAUGGAAUCACCAUUACCAUGGAAGAUAUCGGAACUUCUCGAGUUUGGAAUAUGCGCUAUAGCAUCAGAUAUUGGCCAAAUAACAAAAGCAGAAUGUAUUUACUUGAAAACACUGGUGACUUUGUUAAAGCUAAUGGACUCCAAGAGGGUGAUUUCAUAGUAUUAUAUUCUGAUGUGAAGUGUGGCAAAUUUAUGAUAAGAGGAGUUAAAGUGAGGCAACAAGGAACAAAACCAGAGGCGAAGAAAACCGGAAAAGCACAGAAAAACCAGCAGCAUGGGAAUAAUAGUAAUACAGCUGGAAAUGAUGCGGCGGAUAAUAAAGACACACCAUCUUCACCAAAGAGGAAGAAAUGA
This is a messenger RNA of Vicia faba (fava bean), 2178 nucleotides long. The record is from the annotation of a GenBank genome assembly. Lineage: Eukaryota; Viridiplantae; Streptophyta; Magnoliopsida; Fabales; Fabaceae.